AAAGUACCUGUUAUAAUGCGUUAAACAAUUAAUGAUACUUUCUUUUAUUGCGGAAUUUUGGAAUAAGAGCUUGAAAUAUGAUAUUUUUUUUUGCUCUACCCUCGAACUCGAGCAGAAACGAAAGGCAAAACUUUGAACAAAUUUGUACUAGCCUUACUCAAAGAUUCGAUGGAUUUUUUUUUCUGAGAAAUUCGGAGAAUCGAGUCUGGACUGUAUCAUUCUUCUAUAUAAUGCCAAAUCAGCUUACACAUAAAAAUAGGAAAUCUUUCUCAGAAAACCUGUAAUAAAAAAAUUCUCAAUAAAACCGAUAAGAUAAAGCUAACUGGCCAUGUCGGUGCUGCAGAGCACUGUGGAUACGCAUAUCAUGUCAGAAGUAGUAAGUUCGUGCUUCAAGCUCACGUUAUUCAAUCCCCUUUAAGGUGGUUGGCGUUUUCCUCACCUUUAUGUAGUAAUUUUAUUCAGAAUAGCUGCAAAAAUAUCUGAGACACACUUUAUAUAAUUUGAUAAUGAAUCGAUAUGGCGAUAUGUGGAUGUUGGUAAAAAGUUCAAUUUUAGAGUGAUUUUUAGCCAUUUUUCAGUGUUUAAGGAUAACAAAAAAAAAAUAAUAAAGCAGUCAAAUUUGCAGAAUAAUUUAGGGUUUAACCGUAUCAGAGUCUACUGCCUUAAGAUAACCGGCAUUGCAAAGAUAGCGAUUAACGAAGGCUACGGCCAAGUUUUGUUUGCAGUUCUAGUCUCGCAUUUCGAUAGUAAGCUUCAGCUGAUAUGGAUCAAUCACAUCCAGGCACAAAAUGCUCUAGUUGUAAGGCGGAUCCCAUAGUUGGUGUUCGAAUGGCUUGCCUUAUUUGCAAAAGAUACGACCUCUGCGGAGAAUGCCAUUCGAAGAAACGUUUUAGUAGAAAGCACCGAUCCUACCAUCCGGUGCAGACAAUUCUUCCACCGAACGAGAUGGAGAGAAGUUUGAAGGAUGUGCACCAGGAUGAAAUUCGAAUCUUCCGAUGUCCUUGCUGUGGGGACGAUGAGCUCAACGUUCGCGAGUUGAUUGGUCACUGUGGUAAGUAUCACGCCAGUGGGCACGACCUUGUGCAUUGCCCGAUCUGUAUUAGCGAGGAAUGGCAAAGCGAUGUAUGGCAAAGUGAGCAAACGCGUAACAUUUUGCGACACUUAAAAUGGUUGCAUUUCGAUGAGAAUGUGGAUAGUUGGGAUGAAGUUGAGAGUGAAGCGAGCAGUGAUGAGGAAAAGAACUUGGAAGACAUUGAAAGUGAAGACGAAAAAUGUUGCAUUUGUCAGGAAUCGAUGAAGGCGGAGGAUUGUAGGAAGUUGACCUGUAGUCAUUCUUACCAUAGAGAAUGUAUAAAUCAAUGGUUGAGGGACAAUAACAGCUGUCCAAACUGUCGUGCUGAAGUUUGAAGACAGUUUUGCCUUCAAUAAAGCAACAAGUCCAUGAUACAAUUUAAAAAAGAGUCACAACGCCAUAGAGCAAAAUCUGCAAAAUUAACUUUUGUUGAAUUUCAUCAAAUCUAAAAGAUAAUCACUACCCUGAUAAGUCUUGUUGACUCUAUAAAUUCUCGUUCUCAUUAACUACUCCCACAAACAGCCUCUUUUCGAGUAGGUAGGUUCUUCCACGAAGAAGCCAGCCCACCCACGGCAACAAUUUCGCAGAUUUUCCUCCCCGAAGCUGAGCAUCCAUGAAUGAAAUUUCCCAACCUUUUUCCCUUUCUAAACCACCCCCAAAAAGCAUCAACACAGCCCGCCCAAAAAAAAAAAGCUAACUCUCGCCGCCGUCCGCCCACAACUUUUUGUUUUGAGUUAUAAAUAACUUGGCCGGCCCGAACCCACCAUCAUUUUCCCGGGGCAGAGCAAAAAAAAAAACACGGAGGAAAUUCCUCCCAUUGACGAACAAGGCAGCAGCAGGCAGAGAGAAAAGUGGCAGAGCAGCCAUUUCAAGCUACUGCUGCAACGCCAAGGGGAAAAAUCGAUAAUCCUGCCGGGGACCGGGGAAGGUCUGGCUGGCUGCCCCGGCACAGGGCCGAUUUGCUGGGCAGGGGUGCCAGAUUUAUGAUUUGAGUUUCAUUACGAUUAUUUUUAUGUAUGUUUAUUUUUGGUGAAAUAUAAACUAAAAACUCUGCAUUCAAAAUUAUUUUUGUUUUUUUGUAAUUUUUGUAAUUUUUGUCACCUUUGUCACUUUUGUCAUUUUUGUAAUUUUUGUAAUUUUUGUCAUUUUUGUCAUUUUUGUCAUUUUCGUCAUUUUUGUCAUUUUUGUAAUUUUUGUAAUUUUUGUAAUUUUUGUAAUUUUUGUAAUUUUUGUCAUUUUUGUCAUUUUUGUCAUUUUUGUCAUUU
Culex pipiens pallens (northern house mosquito) is the source of this 2337-nucleotide messenger RNA. RefSeq names its product E3 ubiquitin-protein ligase Kcmf1-like. Gene Ontology annotation, molecular function: ubiquitin protein ligase activity; zinc ion binding. NCBI's taxonomy places the organism in Eukaryota, Metazoa, Arthropoda, Insecta, Diptera, Culicidae. The transcript has 3 exons. Bases 763 to 1407 code for a protein of 214 amino acids. The record is from RefSeq and is a predicted model, not a curated record.